CGGCAGUGUCAGGGUCACCAAUAAUUUCCAUAAAAUCUAACCACAUCUUACCGCAUGGAGUCCAGCUCGUUCUGUACAGACCAGUCGAACUUGGGCCGUCUUAAAAUGAAAUGGACACAGGUCUUUUUCACUUUGAGUCUGACAGUAGGCGGUGUAUACACUGACACUACUGUCACCAUCCACCCUCAAUGGCUGGCACAGGGAGGAAGCGCUCACUAUGAUAGUAAUAGAUGGAACAAGCACAAUAACCUGGAUCAAGCAUUCCUCAUUCCAAAAUGUCGGAGCAUUCGGACUGAUAGUGGACGCUGGAGUGACAGAGAUUAUAACGGUCGUCUCUUCCUAGAUUGGCCAGAGGACCCAAACCGUAGUGGCUACCCUGACCCCAACCAUCUGAAGAACGUCACCAAACAGAAGGAACUGUUCUCCGCGUACAUUGAGAACAUCAACAGUGGUUAUGAGAACGACAUGAUCAUGAUGGCGGAAGCUCUGUUUUACCCGAGUUGGAUAGACACGUCUGAACACGAUGGUCAUUUCCCAAACAAUGUCGAUGCUGCUGCAGAGUUCAUGAUGUUGAUGGUGCAAGGAGUGUAUGACUACACCAAAGGACAGAUGGUUCCACCCUACUUUGAGCCCAUAAAUGAACCGGAUGGUAAAUGGCAUAUCCUGAAUUUCACGACUAUCAACAUCUUUCACAAAUUAGUUGCAGAGAAACUCCAUGCCAGAUUUAACAUCAAAGUUGCUGGUCCUACACUAACCGAAGAAACUGGACAUUCAGAUGUAAACGACUUUUUGUAUUGGCACAAAGUAGCAAAUUUCAUGGACGUCACUUUAGGCUAUAUUGACGUAUUUUCUUUUCAUGCGUACAACACACUGGUUGCUUCGGGGAAAUCUCACAAUUUUACUGGAAUAAAUGAAGCACGUCUGAUAGCAUUUGUCGACCUGGUUGAAAACUAUGCUUUUCAGAAGACCGGCAAGAUUAUCCCCCUUGUUAUCAGUGAAUAUGGUCGCGGCGGCAUCAUAGGACGUGAUAAAUUUGCUCCAUCGCCUAUAGUGGACUUUUCAACAAUAUACCAAGCCAAUGCACACAGAUUUACCCAACUAGGUCUCAGGGAAUAUAUUGACAGAGCAGUGGUGUUUCUUUUAGCAAAUGAAGAAUGGCCAGGACGUUAUAGUCUCAACUAUUCACUUUUUACACUUCAAGGAAACGCCACACGUAUUGUCGACGUCUACGAGUUUUGGUAUAAAUUCACGUCAGACUUCUCCUUCUUAAGAACAACCAGCCAAUAUGAUGGAGCGGAACGAACGGUGUCGCCGUUGGCAAUGUCCAGUCCAUUGAUUAACGAAACCGUCAUUCUCUUGCAUAGCUAUUCUCGGAUGGCACAGGCGGUCAAGUUAGUUUUUCAAAAGAACUGGAUCACACCAACCACUGGAGAAGCUACUUGUAUCACACUCAAAGACGACUGGUUCCCAGUCAUCACCUUCAAUGAACCCAUCAACAUCCAGAAAACUCAAGGAGUGGUUGAACUUCCUCCUGAAGCAACGUGUCAGUUUACAUUCAAGAUCCCUUCCAACAAACUGCCUUCAGUCACUCUCAACGAAACCACAUUCUACGGCGUUGAUAUGCUUUUACCAAUCAAGGGCAACGUCACUGUGACAGCAAUAAAUCUACCAAGUAGCCAAUUUUACAGUGCAAGACUGAGAGUUUCAACCAGUUGGCCGAUCAAUGAAACAAACAGUGUAUCACAUCUUACCUUUAACCUCCAUCCCCUGGACUCUUUCUUUAAGCUGUAUGAUUCCGACAAGUUUACCAGCACCACCUAUUGGCAAGUUUGGGAGUUUGUAGUCCCUACCUCACUGUUUGCCACCGGGCCUAACCUGGUACAGGUUCACUUCUCCAAAAACAUGACAGCGGGAUAUGUUUCUUCAGUAGCUCUUGUCGCAGCCAAGCUUGUCCCAUCUGAUUUGAAAUCAUGAUAAUGAUAAUAAUUCUGACAAAUUUCUCAAACUUUGAUAAUUAAACAUAUUCCACCAAUG
Messenger RNA from Haliotis rufescens (red abalone), 2034 nucleotides. Its product is annotated as beta-porphyranase A-like. The transcript has 4 exons. The coding region runs from base 55 to 1974 and encodes 639 amino acids. The record is from RefSeq and is a predicted model, not a curated record. Lineage: Eukaryota; Metazoa; Mollusca; Gastropoda; Lepetellida; Haliotidae.